GGCCCUAAACAUCAGCUGGUGGGUCCCACCUACUGAGACGUUUGAGCGUUGCCCCUUUAUGUCUACGCAAUGACUAGACUCUGAUUUGAUGCUUUGUAGCGGUUCAGACACCUCUCACAUAAUCAAAACAACGUAACGCAGCUAUACGGGAAAGUUGCAGUUUUCAAACAUCAUGCCUGUGGCAGCCACCGGCACAGAGCAUGCAGUGCCGCAGGUGUUGGACACACUGAGUGACAGCGCCAGCUCCACCACUGCCAAUGACCUGGACCUCAUCUUCCUCAAGGGCAUCAUGGAGAGCCCAGUGAGUGCAGAGAGUCUGGAGGAGACACGGCUGGAGGCCGUGAGGGACAAUAAUGUGGAGCUGGUGCAGGACAUCCUGAGAGAGCUGAGCCCCUUUACACACCGCAGCAACACCGCUGCAGAGCUGUCACGCAUUCUCAACCAGCCGCACUUCCAGUCUCUGUUGGAGACCCACGACUCUGUGGCCUCUCAGACGUGUGAGACUCCGCCCCCGAGCCCCUGCGCUUUCAUGGAGCCGCCCAUCAACAGCGUACCAGUGCCAGCUGAUGCCAUCCGCAUGGUGGGCAUUCGCAAAGUGGCUGGAGAGCACUUGGGUGUGACGUUCCGUAUUGAGAACGGAGAGCUGGUGAUUGCACGUAUCCUCCACGGGGGGAUGAUCGACCAGCAGGGUCUGCUCCACGUGGGUGACAUCAUCAAAGAGGUGAAUGGGAGAGAGGUGGGUGAUGACCCUCGUGUGCUGCAGGAGAUGCUGCAGGAGGCCAGCGGCAGUGUGGUGCUCAAAAUCCUUCCCAGCUACCAGGAGCCACAUCCCCCAAAACAGGUUUUUGUAAAGUGCCAUUUUGAUUAUGACCCUGCCAAUGACAACCUCAUCCCUUGCAAGGAGGCGGGACUAAUGUUCUCAAGUGGAGACAUUCUGCAGAUUGUUAACCAGGAAGAUGUGAACUGGUGGCAGGCACGUCGUGUAGAGGGAGGCAGUGCUGGCCUGAUUCCCAGUCAACUUCUGGAGGAGAAGAGGAAAGCUUUUGUGAAGAGAGAUGUCGAGCUGUCACCAGCAGCCAAUCUCUGCACUGGAAUGGUUGGCAAGAAAAAGAAGAAAAUGAUGUAUCUGACUACAAAAAAUGCAGAUUUUGACAGACAUGAGUUACUGAUCUAUGAGGAGGUUGCAAAAGUCCCCCCAUUUCGCAGGAAGACCCUGAUUCUGAUUGGUGCACCUGGAGUGGGCCGACGGAGUCUAAAGAAUAAGCUGCUAGUGUCAGACCCUCAGCACUACGGCACCACCAUCCCCUACACCUCCAGGAAGCCCAAAUCAGCAGACAGAGAAAAUAUGAUGUAUGCCUUCACAUCCCGGAGUAAGAUGGAAGCUGAUAUUAAAGCUGGCCACUACCUUGAACAUGGUGAAUAUGACGGUAACCUCUACGGCACCAAGAUCGACUCCAUCCAUGAAGUAGUGGAGGCUGGACGCAUCUGCAUCCUGGACGUCAACCCACAGUCCCUAAAAGUCCUCAGGACUUCAGAGUUUUUGCCGUAUGUGGUGUUCAUCAAAGCCCCUGAGUUUGAGGCUCUUAAGGCCAUGAACAGAUCUGGGAUCGAGACAGGAGUGGCGACCAAACUACGAACAGAUGCAGAGCUAAAGAGGACAGUGGAUGAGAGUGCCAAGAUUCAAAGAGUAUACGGACACUACUUCGACCUCACCAUAGUGAACGAAGAUUUGGAACAGGCGUACAGGACCCUCAAAUCCUCCCUAGAGCAGUUAAAGGGAGCUCAGCAGUGGGUUCCGGUUGGGUGGGUCUUUUAGAGCUCAGUAUAGCAACUAUUGGAUGUUUCAUGUGACACUUUAUGUCAGUGCCACCUGGUUUAUAUCAUCAACCUCAUUCCAAGGGUGUUCACUGACCAGAGAGAUCAGGUGUGAGUGUGUCUGCGAAAUCACCAUCACGGCUACAUUCUGAUACAAACCUCAAAACCAGAAUAUCUUGUGUCAGAAUUUAGCCCCAUCUUUGUCUCAGAAUCUUUUUGUUUACAGCAUGAGCAUUCACAUUUCUGUUCAAAUACAUUUUGAAAUUAAAGAUUAAUUUUUGAAUUUUACAUAAAAAAGUUUAGUCUUAAUCAUUUUUUUUUUUUUUUUUUUGUCUGGUAAAAAUAUCUUAACAUUCUUCAAUGAUUAAGAUAAAAAGAAUAAUCCCUUAAAAAUAAGGGAUUUUCUUCAGACACAACAUUGUGUAAGAUAAAACUAUAUUUUGUAGAAUAUACCUUAAAUUAAUCAUUAAUAAUCUGAUACAACAAUUUGCAAUUCAGACAAUAUUUUCUUAGUUUAAGCAUAAACUCAAAAUUUUGUUAGAUUUAUGGUUAAACUAUUAAAAUAUAAACAAUAUAUUCUAUAUAUAAACUUAUGUUCAAAAGUUUGAGGUCAGUUUUUUGAAAGAAAUGAAUAAUUCAUCAAGGAUGCAUUAAAUUGAUCAAAAGGGACAGUAAACACAUUUAUAAUGUUACAAAAGAUUUCUCUUUUAAAUUUUGAACUUUCUAUUCAUCAAAGAAUGAAAUAAAUAUAAUAUAAAGCAGUCCAACUGUUUUCAAUAUUGAUAAUAAAUAAAAGUUUCUUGAGCAUCAAAUCAGCAUAUUUUUUUAAACUCUAAUAAUAUUUUACAAUAUUACUCUUUGUACUGUAUUUUUUAUCAAAUUAAUUCACCCUUGAUGAGCAUAAAAACUACAUUGAAAAACGAAAUCUUCAAACUUUUGAACAAUAGUAUAUAUUCUCUGAAAACAAGUCUUAUGCAGGUUUGCUUCUCAAGUAAAUUUAUGAAGUUAAGUUUGUUUUUUGUUUUUUUGCAAUGUAGUGUAUUUGUUAAUAGUUUGAUCCACAGUUUAGUAUACUGUACAUCCAUUCUGAUGACAUAGAUGGUAGAUGAUUGGACAGUGUUUCAUCUCUGAAUUAUAUUUUUAUUAUAAGGCUCUGUUUUGCUUCAGCUCCUGUUGUUGCGUCAGGCACAUGACUUUUGUACAAUUUGUUUCUUUUACAUUCACAUUGCAGCACUUUUUUUAAUUUAGGGCAGGAAUAUUUGGAAAUGUGAUUUCGACACACUGAUAGGGGCAUGAGAAAUAGAAACAGCAGGCAGAUAAUGUUUUGCACACACAAUACAGAAGGUGUCACUGAAUGCAGUCAUGUACUGAUUUCAGAUGGUUGUUUUAGUAGAUCGCCAUAUCAUUAUCAACCAUAGUCAACUACAUAUUUAUAUACUACAUACAAAUAUGUGGCAAAAAGUUGAAGGACCAAACAUUAAAAACAAAUCUGUGAAUUGAAAGCAAGAACAGUGCUAGAGCAUGACAUCUUUUAUCUAUGAAGAUCCUGUCCGUGUAAAAUGUCAUCAUUGCAUGUAUCUGUGUAUCUGCUCUUAUUCGCUGAAAACAUCAUGACAUAUUUAUUAUAAUGCUGUAUAUGCUGAUUGGAUGAAAAUAUCUCUUUUUCUUACAGGCAAACCCUCUCUACUUUUUUAUUAUGGAUAUCAUAAUUCCAGUGCUAAUUCAAAUUCACAGAUUACCAUUCAUGCCAAUGGUAUUUGGCUUGAAUACUGGCAGCUAUUGUUUAUUAUUGUUUAUACUAGGUGUAAGGUGUUUGAAUUUGGAUUUUAGUUUUGAUAUUGAUAUUACAUUUUCUACAUAUCAGAUGGUAUAAGCUAGAAGCAGAUACUGUAUAGUAGUCAUGUUUCACUUGCAAAAUCAGUGUAUGAUUAGAAGAACAAUCUGUAAAUUGCCUGAUUUCUGAAAUAAAAUGUUUGGGGAAAUAA
Messenger RNA from Ctenopharyngodon idella (grass carp), 3800 nucleotides. RefSeq names its product MAGUK p55 scaffold protein 2a (gene mpp2a). The record is from RefSeq and is a predicted model, not a curated record. Lineage: Eukaryota; Metazoa; Chordata; Actinopteri; Cypriniformes; Xenocyprididae. Gene Ontology annotation, cellular component: plasma membrane; cell-cell junction. Gene Ontology annotation, molecular function: protein binding. The coding region runs from base 173 to 1816 and encodes 547 amino acids. The transcript has 13 exons.